Macrosiphum euphorbiae (potato aphid) is the source of this 351-nucleotide messenger RNA. The record is from the annotation of a GenBank genome assembly. Lineage: Eukaryota; Metazoa; Arthropoda; Insecta; Hemiptera; Aphididae.
AUGAGCAUAAACGCCGAAACUAGAUUUUAUCUCUCCAACAGCAUCAUGACAUUGGAGGAAUCCAAAAAGUUAGACGACGACCGUGAGUUCAUAAACCAUACACUCAUGAUUGGCUGCUGUACCCAAGAUGAGCUGUACAAACAUAUUGAAUUCGAAUUAGACAUAUUUCAUAAAUGUCUUGUGAUAAUAACAAGAGAAAACUGGAACGAUCAACAUACAAAAUUAUUUCUCUUGAUGUUGUUUGAUCGCAUUAACAAUUUGUUUGCCCACAUGUUUUAUCUGUUCCCCAUCGAUGAUAAGCAUGCCCUGAAGUACGUACAGUUUUGCUCAAAUCAUGUGAGUAUAAGUUAA